AUGAAGUCUGACUUCGAGUACGACGACGCCGCCGCCCGCAAGUCGCACGCGCGGUCAUCGAGAAAGGCCUUCGAGUCGGAAGACGACUACUUUGAAAGUAACCCCAAGAGGAUCGCAAAGCCGACUAAGCGCGCGUCGCAGCUUGCCGAAUCAGACGCAGAAUCGACUGUAGCAAGAAACAAAAAGAAAGCACCGUCGAAGUCAGCUGCCGGCAAGCGUCAUUGCGAUUCGGACGACGAGUCGGUGCCUAGACGCAAAAGUAAGGAGGUCAAACCCAAGGAGACCAAGCGCAAGGCACCGCCGCCGUCGAAGUCAAAGAGGCCCAACUGGCGAGUCUUCGAUUCCGACAGCGAGGAGGAGUCUGCUACCAGGGCGCCGCAGCAGCUGCGGUCGAGCUACACCAAGCGGGUCGCUGACGGAGUCGUACGCCUCUCUGCCCAGCUUGAGGGAGGGCUGUUCUUAGACCUCAAGCUAUACCAGGUCGACGAUAUUAAGAACGUCCACCCACGCAAGCGGCACGAAAAGGCGGUGUUGGCGCUGCGAUUCCAAGCGGACCCCGACUCGCCCGAGUUAACUGCACUGCAGCAGCUGUUGCAUCGUUGUAAAUCCCGCUUUGUAGAGGAGGGGUAUUUUUUCCCUGAUAAGUUAGAUUAAGUUUUUAGGCAAUAAAAUAUAACAUAUAGCUAUUUGUAUUUUCUAUUUUUAAUUUUUUUUUACUAGGCCUCACGAAAUAUUAGGUAAAGCUCACACCCCACUGCUAGGCAUUUACAUGUUAUAAGAGUCUUGUCCACUGCAGUUAUUAGGAACACCCACAUUUACAGGCAUUUAGAUAGGUAUAGGUUUUACUGAGCAUUAGGUACUAUUAAUUAUUUCUAUUUACUCUAACCAUUUAAUGCAAA
This is a messenger RNA of Plutella xylostella (diamondback moth), 899 nucleotides long. The record is from RefSeq and is a predicted model, not a curated record. Lineage: Eukaryota; Metazoa; Arthropoda; Insecta; Lepidoptera; Plutellidae.